AUGGGAGUUCUUGCCGUGUUGAUCUAUGUUCUGAAAGGUUUUAUCGCAGUCCCUAGAUCUCAAAUACCUUCUCUAACGGAAUCCUCAGGAGCUACCCUGCGCAGGUGCGUGUCAAUGCGUCGAAUUGAGGAAGAUUGGGAAUAUCUCGAAGUAUUCGCCCGUAUUCUCGUCGGACUCCAGAUCGCUACCUCCGACAUAUCGACGGCCUUGGAACAGGGUAUCGAAUUAGAGUGGGAAGAUGUGUACGAUGUUGUGAACCCCUUCGGUGACCGCCGUGGAGGCAAGGUCAACAGCGUUUGGACUUUCGAUCUUCACAAGGGUCGAAUUUUUCUUACAAAGUCGGUUCAUAUUUAUUCAGCCCCUCUCGAACUAAGCCUCCAACGACCACUCACCUGGGACGACUUUCAUCCGCUGGACCCUGAAAACCAAACAGCUGAGAGUCUUCAGUCUCUUCCAGAACCCUACUGGGAUCUCAAAAUGGACGUCGCGCCUCGGCAAAGAGCGUUUCUCGGUCGGAUACUCGCUGACUUUGGCCACACCUGGCGGCACAUUCUUCGGAGACAGAUGAACAGCACCACGUUCAUGAAGUUGGCAUACGCUGCCGUCUGGAUUUCAAACAUGCGAUUUGACAUCCAUGAAAGGCUGGGAUUCGAACACGUAGGUGGCAAACGCCGAGAAAUGUAUGUUUGGGUAACAGAUUUACCGAAGUGGGAUUCACCACAAUCUUCAUUCUUCCAGGUGGGUUCCACCUGGUUUGUUUUUGUACAGCAAAUCCAGGAAGGUAUCGAGAUGGCACGAGAUCAUGCGCGCAGUCUUCCGCAGUACACUGAACUUGAAGCCAGUCCUGCCACAUAUGCGAUACUGACUCUUCGGCAAAUUACUCUUUGCAAGAUGGUUCAUGGGGAGGCACUGUGGACGAGACCUGAAAUUUUAUUCGGCGAUAGUCCUUCUGACACGGCAAUCGAUAUGAUGAUAUGGGCCUCCGACAGCUCAACAACAGAGCCUGGUCCAAGUCGAAUUCACUCUCUACCAGUGGAAAUUCAGGACAUCAUUCUCUACUACGCCGCCAGUAGUUCGGUGUCUGCGGGCAUGCUGGGGUGUAUUCUCGAUGUAGGGUCGCCAUUUCCGUGGAAUGAAAGUGGACUGAAGAUCGAAAUUCAAAAAAGAAAGAGGAAAUGGACAGAAAACUCACCAGUUGAAUGGUAUAUAAUGUUCCAUGGUAUUAUGAGCGGUAUUUCAUACAAAAGAGAGCAAGGGUCAUCGACUAAACGAUCCAGGUUUGGCGGGUUUUCCAAGUUGCAGCCCGGCCCUCAUGCCUCUCCACAAACCAUUCCCAAGGACUGA
Molecule: messenger RNA, 1344 nt
Organism: Fusarium sp. VM40
Lineage: Eukaryota; Fungi; Ascomycota; Sordariomycetes; Hypocreales; Nectriaceae
Source: the annotation of a GenBank genome assembly